ACGGGGUUGCUGUUAUAAUGGCUCACAGCGCGUUGAUUGCUGCACAUGAUCUUGCUCGCUACAGAUCCAGCUUGGAGCGUCUUCCUCCUAACAUGCGUGAUGUGAUUCCUCUGAGGAUUGUUCUUCUGGGGAAGAGUGUGUCAGAAAACAGUCUCGUAGGAAACUUCAUCUUAGGACGAGCAGUGUUUGACAGUGAAGCUGCUCCAGAUGUUGUAGAGAGAGUCGGAGGAAGACUGAAGGACAGACACCUGAUGAUCAUCAACAGUCCUCAGCUGCUCCAGAGGAACAUCUCAGAUCAUCAGAUCACACAGACAGUGAGAGAGUGUGUGUUUCUGUCUGAUCCAGGACCUCAUGUGUUCAUAAUCAUACUGCAGUACAAAGACUUCACCGAGGAGGACCUGAGAAGCGUGAAACAUAUGCUAGACAGAUUCAGUGAAGAGGCUAUUAAACGCUCUAUCGUGAUCACGACUGAUGAAGAGACGAAAGCUAAUGAAUUCAUUCAACGAUUAACUGCUGAAUGUGGAGGAGGACAUCUGCAGCUAGAUCAUAAACAUGAGGAAUUGAGCUCUGUAAUACUGCAGCGAUUAGAGAAGAUCCUCGGAGAGAACAGUGAAGAGUAUCUGUAUUAUGAUGCAGAAGGAUCAUCAGUCGAUGAAGAUCACAGCAGAUCUUUUGUUUCACUCCAAACCGAAGAGGAAGAUUCGGAUGAAGACGAUGAUGGAAAAAUCCAAGACACUCAUAUACAGAAAAAGGAAGCCAAAGGAUAUCUUCAAAAUAUACCAAAAUUAUCGUUGUUUAGUACUCCAGAUAUGAGACAUCAGCGUGAUCAAGCAAAGAGAAGUGUAAAUGUGAGCAGGAAACAGAAGCUGUGUGUUGUGUUGUGUGGAAGUGAUGGAAGACUGAAGGCCUCCAUAUCAAAUCUCAUAAGAGGAAAAAAACAGUUUCUUUCCCCCUUGCACCUGAAAGACAAAGAGUGUGUGAGGAGAGACGUGGAGCUUCAUGCUCAUCUGAUGAAUCUGGUGAAGCUUCCAGCUCUGACUCGUCUCUCAGAAGAGGAAGUGAUGCGUCAGACUCUCAACUGUGUGUCUCUCUGUGAUCCUGGAGUUCAUGUUUUCCUCCUCAUUGUUCCUGAUGCUCCACUGACUGAUGAAGACAAAGCAGAAAUGGAGGAGAUCCAGAGGAUAUUCAGCUCGAGGAUCAAAAAACACCUCAUGGUUCUUAUAAUACAAGAGAAGAACAUGUUUCAUAAACUUUUUAGUAGCAAAAGUAGUCUACUUAGUAUUUCAUCUACUCAGAUGUGUCUUCAGUCAUUUGAAGGUCGUCAGUUUGUUUUGGAGAACAGGUCACGGAUUCCAGAUCUACUGCAGGAUGUGAAGAACAUUGUACAAGAGAAUGAAGGAAGCUGUUACACAACCUUCAUGUACCUUCAGGCUCGAGUAGAACUGGAGAGAAACAAACACAGAGCUGAAAUAGAGGAACUGAGAAGAUCUAUGAUGAAACCUCAGUCAACAGCAGGUCUAGCACACAAUUAUGUUGCUGUUAGGAUUGUGCUUCUGGGAAAGACGGGUGUUGGGAAAAGUGCAACGGGAAACACGAUACUGAGAAGAGAAGCUUUUAUAUCGAAACUGACUUCACGCUCUGUGACCAGAGAGUGUGAGAAAGAAUCCUCAGAAUUCAACAGAAGACGGAUAACUGUGAUCGACACUCCAGGCCUGUUUGAUACUGGAGUCGAUAAUGUUGAGACCAGGAAAGAGAUUGUGAAGUGCGUCUCAAUGGCAGCUCCUGGACCACAUGUGUUUCUGCUCGUGAUACAACUGGGACGAUUCACUCAAGAGGAGAAGGAUGCAGUCAAGAUGAUCCAGGAGAUGUUUGGAGACAAAUCCAGAAUGUACACCAUGGUGCUCUUCACCAGAGGAGAUGAUCUUAGAGGAACAAGGAUUAAAGAUUUUAUUGAAGGUGAUGAUAGCUUACAGUACCUCAUCAAACAGUGUGGUCACAGAUACCAUGUGUUCAAUAACAAAGACACUAAAGAUCAGGCGCAGGUUUCUGAGCUGCUGGAUAAGAUUGACUGUAUGGUGGCAGCAAAUGGAGGGAGUUUCUACACCAAUGAGAUGUUCCAGCAGGUGGAGAAGAACAUCAGAGAAGACCAAAAGAGAAUCAUCAAAGAGCGAGAAGAAGAGAUCAAGAGAAAAGAAGAAGAUCUGAGAGCCAAGUAUGAAGCAGAAAUAGAAGAAAUGAAGAAAGAAAAUCAGAGAGAAAGACAAGAAAUGCAGAAAGAAUUAAGAAAAAGUGAGGAAGAAUUCAAAAAGAGAGAAGAAGAGAUCAAGAAAGAAACAGACGAAAAUCUACAGAAAGAGCUGCAGAGAAAACUGGAGGAGAACCAGAAACUGUUUGAAGAAGAAAAUAAAAGAAAAGAAAAGGCUUUGGGAGAACAACAACAGAACUUCAUAAAAUACUUGGAAGAAAAGCACGAGAAAGAAAAACAAAAACUUAAGGAGAAGAUUCAACGUGAAGCACGAGAACAAGCAGAGUGUGAAUAUCUCAUAAAACUGGAAAGAGAAGUAGCUGAAGCUUUAAGAAAAGCUGAAGAACAACUACCACACAGUGCAAAACGAGCUCGUGACUGGAGUCAGUUCGGAGGGUUUAUCGGAGCAGCCACUGGAAGUUUUAUUGGUUCUUUUGAAGACCUCGUGUGCUGGAUUACCAGCAUACGGUCUAAAUGUCAAACUCAACAGCUAACUGAAGAAUGAGUUUAGGUACAACCCCAAAUCCAAACAAACUGGGACGCUGUGCAAAAUGUGACCCUGCCUAUGAAGACCCAGUUAAAGUUAAUCUUUGUGUUUUACUGUUGUCUACAUAAAAUCAUGCCUCUUAAAGAUUGAAAUCAUAGAGAAAAGAAUGGUUGAAAUCAAACUUUGAUGCUUGCAAUCUCAUAGUUAGAGUUUGAGACUUUAGGCCUGCAUUUCACAGACAGGGUCACAAAUGUUAAUAAAAAAGGAAUGCAGUGAUUUGCAAAUCUCAUAAACCCCUAAGUUUAUUCACAAUAGAACAUAAAAAACAUAACCAAUGUUUAGACUGAGGAACUGUACCAUUUUAAGGGGAAAAGGCAAUUUUGAAUUUGAUGGCUGCAAACACAUCAAAGCAGGGACGGGGGAAGAAACUGGAAGAGUUAGUGUUUCUAAAAAUGAAACAGCUGGGGAAACAUUUAACAAUUAUUAGGUUAAUUGGCAACAGGUCAGUAACAUAAGUGUGGGCAUAAAAAGAGUCUCUCAGACGUAUAGAUGGGCUAAGGUUCACCAAUUUGUGAAAAACUGCAUCCACAAAUUGUGCAACAAUAUUACUCAAAAUAAAAUUGAGAAGACUUUGAAUAUCUCAUCAUUUGCAGUACAUAAUAUCAUCAAAAGACUCUCUGCACAAGGGACGAGGGUGAGAAUCAGAUCUUCAGGCCCUCGGGCAGCACUGCAUUAGAAACAGCCAUGCAUCUGUAAUGGAGAUCACUGCACGGGCUCAGAAAUCACUGUCUAUGAACAAGGUCCAUGAAUGCAGGUUAAAGCUCUGUCAAACAUAUUAGUUGUUAUUUGUGGACAUGAUCCAGAAACGCUGUUGUCUUGUCUGGGCCAAAGCUCAUUUAAAAUAGAGAAGGUAAAGUGGAAAACUGUUCUGAGGUCAGAUGAAUCAAAAAGUUAUGUUAAUUUUAAAACCAUGCAUGCCUUGUCUUCCAGACUAGAGCAGAGAGACCAGCUUCUCAUCAGUGUUUGACACAUGGAUCAUAAAUCACUCUUGAGUUCAACAGGAUUGUUAGAGAAGACUUCGAGAAAUCCAGCAGAACUUCAAACGCAGAGAAGCACGGAAGCAUUUCAAGCCUUUCACUUUCACAAUAAAUCUGUUUGUAUUUUUU
Messenger RNA from Carassius gibelio (silver crucian carp), 3898 nucleotides. RefSeq names its product GTPase IMAP family member 8-like. NCBI's taxonomy places the organism in Eukaryota, Metazoa, Chordata, Actinopteri, Cypriniformes, Cyprinidae. The transcript is spliced from 6 exons. Gene Ontology annotation, molecular function: GTP binding. Bases 18 to 2750 code for a protein of 910 amino acids. The record is from RefSeq and is a predicted model, not a curated record.